Haliotis rubra (blacklip abalone) is the source of this 1864-nucleotide messenger RNA. RefSeq names its product cytoplasmic polyadenylation element-binding protein-like. Gene Ontology annotation, cellular component: synapse; nucleus; cytoplasm. The record is from RefSeq and is a predicted model, not a curated record. Lineage: Eukaryota; Metazoa; Mollusca; Gastropoda; Lepetellida; Haliotidae. The coding region runs from base 97 to 1779 and encodes 560 amino acids. Gene Ontology annotation, biological process: negative regulation of cytoplasmic translation. The transcript is spliced from 13 exons. Gene Ontology annotation, molecular function: translation factor activity, RNA binding; mRNA 3'-UTR binding; ribosome binding.
GUCUGGACAUUCGUACCUCAUACCAUCGCUGGCACUUGACAAACCAUAAGACGCUUCGCAAAGGGCCUACGAGUUACGAAAAGGCUGAAAAUCACGAUGACUACCCAUGUUAGCAAUGCCAACAUUCCAGCUAUCAAGGUGGAGGACUUUGAUAGUGGUGAAGGUCUUGUAAGUGGGUCUACAGCUGCUAACAAUAUGGAAAUACUAAAACACAUCAAUGCUUUAUUAGACAACUCCCUCAACAUGACGAACCUUGCAGGCAAUAUGCUGCCACAGGACAGGGCCAGAGAAGCCAUGCCACAGGUGCCAAUGUAUGCUGCCAACCCUUCAGCUGACUACCAGUCCCUGGUUGGCUACAACACUGUUCCACAGUCAUCACAGGCUACAACUGCUUACCCUGUCCUCUUCCCUCCAGGCUUCCAGCUGUUUUCCCCAACGUCGCAUGCUGCAGCAGCUGCCUCCCUACAACAAUACGGCAUGUACAGCCCCACCGACACCAUGGGCUACACCACCCCACAGCGAUACCCAAGGGCCAUCAAGGGUGAGAGAACAGCAAGUGCUGCUUCAAGUGAUUACGGAUCCAUGUCUCCAGUUAGCCCAAUGAGCGACAUGAGUCUGUCUCCUAUGGACAAGAUCAUCUACUCCACACUGCUCUCAGGCAACAGGACCAACCGCAGCCCUUCACCGUGUGAGUCGGACACAAGUGGAUUGAGUAGUGAAUGUUCAGAUCCUGCACUCAUUGACAUGAUGAAUUCAUUGAGCAUUGGUGGCAAGUUGAACAUCCGUGGUCCCCAAACUGACAUGACAAACCAGUUGUGCCAAGGCAUGCAAUCUGUUCAGAUGGCCAAAGAUGCUCUGGUUCCCCUGGACUCGAGUCAGCUGUUGCAUGACCAGGCCUGGCAUUCACAAGCAAUCACUCCCUUCCUCAACAUGACCAAUGUUGACCCAUAUGCCAUAGACAGGGCUGCCAGACUUCACAGAAAUGCUGCUGCUGUGAGCGAAGCAAGCUGCACAUGGAGUGGUCCACUGCCUCCGAGGAACCACAAGAACCCUACCUACUCCCCGAAAGUGUUCCUUGGAGGUGUUCCCUGGGAUAUCACUGAAGCUGGACUUCAAGCUGCCUUCAACAAGUUUGGAUCUCUCAAGAUAGAAUGGCCAGGAAAAGAUGGAUAUGUGUACCUCCUGUUCGACAAUGAGAAGUCUGUGAAGUGCCUACUGCCUGCCUGUACACAUGAUUUCAGCAAUGGUGACUACUAUUACAAGAUUUCAAGCAGAAGAAUGAGGUCCAAAGAGGUGCAAGUGAUCCCUUGGGUGUUGGCGGACAGUAACCAUGUGAGGUCCCCCUCCCAGAGGCUGGAUGCACAGAAGACUAUCUUUGUGGGAGCCUUGCAUGGCAUGAUCACAGCUGAGGCACUGGCCAGUAUCAUGAAUGACCUGUUUGGCAAUGUUGUCUAUGCUGGCAUCGACACUGACAAACACAAAUAUCCAAUUGGGUCAGGCCGAGUCACAUUCAGCAGCAAGAAGAGCUACAUGAAGGCAGUCCAGGCUGCUUUCAUAGAGAUCAAGACACCCAAGUUCACAAAGAAGAUUCAGAUAGACCCUUACCUGGAGGAUGCCAUCUGUUCACUGUGUAGCAUCCAACAAGGUCCCUACUUCUGUCGAGAAAUGCAGUGCUUCAAGUACUUUUGUCGAUCAUGUUGGUACUGGCAGCAUGCCUUGGACACCAUGAGACACCACAAGCCUCUCACAAGGAACACCAAGAAUUCAAUUCCAUUUUGAGGAAUAGGGUGAUUGGAAAGCUCCCCAACUGGUCCUGGGAAUAAUUCUGUGCUAUCAUGGGCCUGGUUGUAUCAAAGGUUUGUCG